This is a messenger RNA of Liolophura sinensis, 2398 nucleotides long. RefSeq names its product trans-1,2-dihydrobenzene-1,2-diol dehydrogenase-like. Gene Ontology annotation, molecular function: nucleotide binding. Bases 1 to 1107 code for a protein of 368 amino acids. The transcript has 5 exons. The record is from RefSeq and is a predicted model, not a curated record. Lineage: Eukaryota; Metazoa; Mollusca; Polyplacophora; Chitonida; Chitonidae.
AUGUGGUGUAUAUUGGCACCAUCCAUCCAGAGCAGUGUUUAUCAGCUCUUCAUUAUCUUACAGAUGUGGUGUAUAUUGGCACCAUCCAUCCAGAGCAGUGUUAAUCAGCUCUUCAUUAUCUUACAGAUGUGGUGUAUAUUGGCACCAUCCAUCCAGAGCAGUGUUAAUCAGCUCUUCAUUAUCUUACAGAUGUGGUGUACAUUGGCACCAUCCAUCCAGAGCAGUGUUAAUCAGCUCUUCAUUAUCUUACAGAUGUGGUGCAUAUUGGCACCAUCCAACCAGGCACUGUUAAUCAGCUCUUCAUUAUCUUACAGAUUGGUGUAUAUUGGCACCAUCCAUCCAGAACACCACAAACUCACUCUGCUAUUCCUUAACCAUGGUAAGCACGUGCUCGUUGAAAAACCGGCCGCCAUGAAUCUGAAACAGCUCAAGGAAAUGACGUCACUGGCUAAGGAAAAGAAGCUCUUCUUUAUGGAGGCGGUGUGGAGCCGAUAUUUUCCGCUGUACGAGAGAUUGGUACAAGAGCUAGCCUCAGGAACGAUCGGAAAGCUCAAGCUGCUCAGUAUCCAAUUCGCGCUCCCUCUCUGGGAUGUGCCCAGGAUACGGGAUAAGGCCCUGGGAGGAGGGGCUCUGCUGGAUAUCGGCGUUUACCCUCUCAACAUCGCAGUCUUCCUGUUCGGCAUACCAGACAAGAUCCUCACGGAGGGCACCAUGAUGGAUUCAGGUGUGGACGAAGCAGUCUGUGUCAUUUUCAAGUACAACGAUGGUCGAAUGGCUCAGCUCAACUGUAGUGUGGCUUAUAAAGGUGUCAACGAGGUGGUGAUUUUCGGAACAAAAGGACAGAUUAAGGUUCACGAGCCGAUGUGGUGUCCUACGGAAAUGACAUUGCCUUCCGGAAAAGUGACCUUUGAACUGCCAAAAACCAGUGCCAAAUUCAAUUUCCAUAACAGCGCGGGAAUGGUUUACGAAGCAGUUCACGUCAGGAAGUGUAUCAAAGAAGGAAAGUUGGAAAGUCCGUAUGUGUCUAUGGACCAUAGCGAGUACGUCAUGGGGUUAGUGGAUCAGAUUAAGAAAGAUAUUGGUCUCCGGUACGACGUGGACGAUUGAGCAAAGAAAAGCACCAUCUUACGUAAAAGAAGUAUAAUCAUUCGAAGAGAAUGACAUAUGUUAUAGGUUAUGUUAUAACAGAACAAUAUUCAAGUGUUUUUUUUUGUAUUUCUGUUAAGAGCAACCAUAGGUAAUCAGGAUUAGCUGUUAUAAACUUACGUAUAUUUACAAAAAUUGUCCAGUGAAAGUCAUUUGCAUAUUUGUAAAUGUAUUAAUGGUCAGAAAUCUUGGAAAAGUCGGAAAAUGAAAUUCAUUCUUGCAUUGUUCUCUGCGUAUAUCAAUUGUUAGAUAUAUAUUUUUGUGCAGUUAUAUACAUCUGCUUUAUUGAUAAUGCAUAUCUUUGAUAGAUGAUGUGACUUUGCGUACUGGUAAUGCAUAUCUUUGAUAGAUAAUGUGACUUGGCGUACUGUAUUUAAUUUGUUAGAAAGUUAUAUACACUUUUUCGAAUUUUGUUAAUUAACAUCAGUUUCAUAGAAUGAGUGAUUAAAGGAAAAGACCUUUAAAAAUCGAAGUAGUCAUCACUAAGUAGUCACUUUAAAACUAUGCGUAAAUAGACUUUCAUUUAUUUUUUUAGAUUUUUGUGAAAAGAGAUAAAGGCGCUCAAACAUUUGACUUCUAAGGUGGGCUUUAUGGACCAUACUGUCAGAGGUUAGGAACUCUGACGUCACAGAAAAUUUAUCCAACUCUAAUUAUGACACUGAAUGUUGGAAUAACUCUUUUUGCCAAUGAGUGAAAGAUUACUGAAAUAAUGUUCCCCAAAAUUCCUUUCUUCUGAUGAACAGUAGGAAAAAAAAAAUGAUGUGACGUCAGAGUUCCUAGAUGCCGUCAGUAUUGCUCGUAAAACCCAUCAUAGUUUUCAAAUAUUUGAAUGCCUUUCAUCACUCUCAAAAAAUCUGAAAAAAAUUGAAUGAAAGUAUUUUUACGCAUAGUUCUCAGUUGUCUUUAUAUUGUGUUUUACUGCAUAUUUUAUCUUCCUUUUACAUUAAGGCUUAGCAUUAAUUUCUGACUGAUAAAUGAUAUCACCUACCAGCAGUGCUGUAUUCUUUUAAGAUGCCUCCAAGUCGUUGUAGUUGGCUUGUAUGAAUGUGUGCUAUACGCCAAAUUCUACCACAGUCGUUUACAGUAUUUUCCACUUGUUACGUGUAAUCAGUGUGUUUACUCUGAACACGCGGCAUUUAUCACCUCACUUGUUUAUAACACUGAGCGUUUUAAAAUAUGCAUUAAUCCUCGAUUGUGAUAUUUAUAAUCAGAAAAUUAAUACUUCAUACUGUAUCAGAAACAGAUAUAUUAA